AUAAAAACAAGACAUCGGCAGUUGCUUAUGCCACUCGUUUGGUAUACACGUCACUUUGCUAUUACGUUUUAAUUUUUUUUGCGUAAUUUAUUUUAGUGAAAUUUUGGUUUUAAAAUUUACGAAGUUCUUUAAAAACGUGUUAAAAAUUAGUGUUUUUAUUCCUUGAAGUUUAAAGAGUUAUAAUUAUGUUUUUGAAGUUACUUUUGAGCGUUUGUGUAGUAUGGUGCGUCGUUUCGUCUGCUGCUUUAAAUUCAACGGGAUAUAAAAGGCCGCAGCAACCAUGGAUUUGGUCAAACAAUUUUAAUAAAAACAUCAAUAUUAUUCCUGCAAAUUUAAUUUCAACAACAACGAUGAAAGGUCCAGCAACUACAACAGAAAAUCCUUGCAAUUAUAAUCCAGUUAAACCGGAUUUUAGACAACCAGGACGCAGGAUAAGUGAAGCUAAGUGUCAGGAGUAUAUAUGGGAAAGGCAAAAUAGAGCUAACAAAAAACAAAAGGCUAGUGCAUGUUUCCAGAAAUACUUAGAUUCUUUAAAUCCCAAGCCACAUUUCGUAAUCGGCGGAAAGACUACAUUACCUGGAGAAUAUCCCCAUAUGGGAGCGCUUGGAUGGAGGGUUAUAAAUGGCACGUGGAUAUUUAAGUGCGGCAGCGCUCUCAUCAGCUCGAAGUACGCGCUCACCGCCGCGCACUGUUCCAAGUCUCCGAGAGACUCUAACUUGAAGAGUCAAUAUCCUGAAAUCAUCAGACUUGGAGAUAAGAAUAUUAUUGAUGUCAAAUACCUCAAUGUCCAAGAGCCCGUCGAUGCCAAUAUCGUGCGAAUCAUCGUGCAUCCACAGUAUUCAGCUCCGAAAAAAUACUUUGACAUAGCUUUGGUAGAAUUGGCAAAAGAGCAGACAUUUACUAGCUAUUUGCAACCUGCCUGCCUUUGGAGUGAUUUUAACACAGACAGUCUGGGAACAACAGCUACUCUCACUGGAUGGGGUGUCAUUGAGACAGCCAACAGGCGAAUAUCUCCUGAGCUACAAGCCGCCGUGGUCAACAUCAUAGACUCGCAGUUAUGCGACUAUCUGCUUCGACCGUCCUGCAGCCGACUUUGGUGCGGUAUCGAGGACCAUCAGAUAUGUGCAGGGAAACUCGAGGGCGGAGUAGAUGCUUGUCAGGGAGACUCGGGUGGCCCUCUUCAAGUAAAAAUGCCUCUUCCUGAUAAUAAAGAAGGUUCCAUGCACUUCGUGAUAGGCGUGACGUCGUUCGGCAUCGGGUGUGCGCGCCCCAACCUGCCCGGCGUCUACACGCGCGUGUCGAGCUUCGUCGACUGGAUCGAGAGCAUCGUGUGGCCGGGACAUUAGUGGAAAUAAUAUAUAAAUAUAUAAAAAAAUAUUGCUUUUAUUUUAUAUUAUCG
Messenger RNA from Melitaea cinxia (Glanville fritillary), 1399 nucleotides. RefSeq names its product serine protease Hayan-like. Lineage: Eukaryota; Metazoa; Arthropoda; Insecta; Lepidoptera; Nymphalidae. The record is from RefSeq and is a predicted model, not a curated record. Gene Ontology annotation, biological process: proteolysis. The transcript is spliced from 10 exons. The coding region runs from base 186 to 1346 and encodes 386 amino acids. Gene Ontology annotation, molecular function: serine-type endopeptidase activity.